AAAGUGGGGAUUAGCGAUCAGCGGAAACGAACUUUCCAGAAAUUUCUGCUAGGCUAUAUUCGUUUGUAUUGCAAUCGCUUCCUUGAAUUUCUAGAAAGCCUUUGAUCGUGUGAUUUACGAGUGAAUCGAGAACCUCGUUUUAGUUUUGUGCAUACCUUCAUCGGAACGAUCGAAGUUGUGUCUGAUUUUGACAAGGAAUUAUACAAAUAUUGAUUGAAAAUCUCAAGGACCGUUCAUAAUGGUAAAGGAGACAAAAUUUUAUGAUAUCCUCGGCGUGAAACCUGGCUGUAGUCAGGACGAUUUAAAGAAGGCUUAUCGCAAGCUUGCUUUGAAAUAUCAUCCAGACAAGAACCCAAACGAGGGUGAACGUUUCAAACAAAUAUCGCAAGCCUACGAAGUACUAUCAGAUCCCGAGAAAAAACGUAUAUAUGAUCAAGGAGGUGAACAAGCUCUCAAAGAGGGAGGUGGUGGUGGAGGGUUCUCAAGCCCCAUGGACUUGUUCGACAUGUUCUUUGGAGGUGGUGGUGGCAGAGGCCGAAGGAGAGAGCGGAGAGGAAAGGAUGUUGUACAUCAGCUUAGUGUUACCCUUGAGGAACUUUACAAAGGUGCUGUUAGGAAAUUAGCUUUACAGAAGAAUGUUAUUUGUGAUAAAUGUGAAGGCAGAGGAGGUAAAAGGGGAUCUGUUGAACAGUGCCCAACUUGCCAAGGUCAGGGCAUGCAGAUCCAAAUCCAGCAGCUUCGUCCAGGCAUGAUUCAACAGAUCCAAACAGUCUGUUCUGAAUGUCGUGGACAGGGCGAAAGAAUUAACCCUAAGGACCGCUGUAAACAAUGUCAAGGCAAGAAAGUGGUCAGAGAUAGGAAAAUUCUGGAAGUAAAUAUCGAUAAAGGUAUGGUGGAUGGUCAGAAGAUAGUUUUUAAUGGGGAAGGAGAUCAGGAACCCGAGUUAGAACCCGGAGAUAUUAUUAUUGUUUUGGAUGAGAGGGAACACCCUGUAUUCAAGAGAUCUGGCAGUGAUCUGAUUUUAAGGCUAGAAAUUCUGCUUGUUGAAGCCUUGUGCGGGUUCCAAAAGGUUAUCAAAACAUUGGAUGAUCGUGACCUAGUGAUAACGUCAUUGCCUGGUGAGGUGAUCAAGCAUGGAGACGUCAAAUGCAUCAUGAACGAGGGUAUGCCCCAAUAUAAAAAUCCAUUUGAAGCCGGCCGUCUCAUUGUGCAAUUUUGGGUCAAUUUCCCUGAUUCCUUACCACCAGAAAUCAUUCCCACCCUCGAGCAGGCCCUUCCUCCUAGGCCUGAAAUAAUGAUACCAGAUCAAGCUGAAGAAGUGACACUCUUACCCUUCGAUCCUGAGCAGGAAGCAAGGCGUAGGUCACAAAAGAAUGCUUAUGAUGAUGACGACGAAAUGGGAGGCCCAGGUCAAAGGGUUCAAUGUGCUACUAGCUAAAUAUGCGCAAUCGUGCAUCGUGAAUGUUGAGAGUAUUAGAAUUACUUCUUCAUACGUUCCAUUUCUACUAUUACAUACACCUCGUAGAUGUACAUGGAGUCGAGGCUGAGAUUUUCUUUCUACUAUUGCGCUAUUCCGAUGUAGCUGUGUUUCUCCUAUUUAUUUCUUGUAAUAGUGGUACCAUUUGUAAUUUAUUAACUAUCAUUUACAAUAAAGAUGAUGUAUAUAA
Coccinella septempunctata (seven-spotted ladybird) is the source of this 1667-nucleotide messenger RNA. RefSeq names its product dnaJ homolog subfamily A member 1 (gene Droj2). The record is from RefSeq and is a predicted model, not a curated record. The transcript is spliced from 4 exons. Lineage: Eukaryota; Metazoa; Arthropoda; Insecta; Coleoptera; Coccinellidae. Gene Ontology annotation, cellular component: cytoplasm; cytosol. The coding region runs from base 239 to 1438 and encodes 399 amino acids. Gene Ontology annotation, molecular function: ATP binding; Hsp70 protein binding. Gene Ontology annotation, biological process: response to heat; protein refolding.